CUGCUCAUAUAUAUAUUGGGAAUGGCCAGAGCAUCUCUCAUAGUUCACUCCCUUUCAAAGCCAGCUAAAGGCUAGAGCCAGCACCGGGAAGCACCCUCAGUGUCUUCCUGGCUGUGUGGACCUGCUAUCGGAAGCUGAGAGAUGAUCAUAGGGAUGAACCUCCAGCUGGUGUGCCUGACACUUCUGGCUUUUAGCUCCUGGAGUCUGUGCUCAGACUCAGAAGAGGAUGUGAGAGCAUUGGAGGCAGGUUUAUUGACAAAUAUGCAUGCAUCAAAGAUCAGUAAAGCAAGUGUGCCCUCUUGGAAAAUGACCUUACUAAAUGUUUGCAGCCUUAUAAAUAACCUGAACAGCCCAGCCGAGGAAGCAGGAGAUAUGCGUGAUGAAGAUCUUGUUGGAAAAAGGAAACUUCCCCUUGUUCUAGAUGGUUUUAGCCUGGAAGCAAUGCUGACCAUAUUCCAGCUCCAGAAAAUCUGCCACAGCCGGGCCUUUCAACACUGGGAGAUAAUUCAGGAAGAUAUUCUUGAUAAUGGCAAUGACAAAAACGAGAAGGAAGACGUGAUAAAGAGAAAAAUCCCUUAUAUUCUGAAAAGGCAGCUGUACGAGAGCAAACCUAGAAGGCCCUACAUACUCAAGAGGGGCUCCUACUAUUACUGAAAAACUACUUCUUAACAUGUGAUUGUGACCGAUCACCCUUUAUCUAGACAUAUAAUCAUAUCUUUACCUAGAUAUAUAAUCAUAUAUGUAUAAAUGUGUGAGAACUUAAUUAUUUCAUCUAUUCCACAAUUGUGGCUUAUUGGAUGUGAUUCUUCUGCAUUCAUGUAAA
Molecule: messenger RNA, 823 nt
Organism: Psammomys obesus (fat sand rat)
Lineage: Eukaryota; Metazoa; Chordata; Mammalia; Rodentia; Muridae
Gene: Nts
Product: neurotensin
Exons: 4
Coding region: 142-654 (170 amino acids)
Cellular component (GO): axon terminus; extracellular region
Molecular function (GO): neuropeptide hormone activity
Source: RefSeq, a predicted model, not a curated record